Molecule: messenger RNA, 1329 nt
Organism: Haplochromis burtoni (Burton's mouthbrooder)
Lineage: Eukaryota; Metazoa; Chordata; Actinopteri; Cichliformes; Cichlidae
Product: claudin-like protein ZF-A89
Exons: 2
Coding region: 71-1201 (376 amino acids)
Biological process (GO): bicellular tight junction assembly; cell adhesion
Cellular component (GO): bicellular tight junction; plasma membrane
Molecular function (GO): structural molecule activity
Source: RefSeq, a predicted model, not a curated record
AGGGCUGGUGUCUUGUUGUGUUUCUAGUUGAUUCUUCCUCACAGCUCUCUGUUGCACCAGAAGAGACAGUAUGGCAUCUGCAGGACUUCAGAUCUUGGGCAUCAUUUUGGCAGUGAUUGGCUUUUCUGGGGACAUAAUUACCUGUGCUUUGCCAUUGUGGAAGGUGUCUGCUUUCAUUGGAAACAACAUCGUGACAGCACAAGUUUUCUGGGAGGGCCUCUGGAUGAACUGUGUAAUGCAGAGCACUGGCCAGAUGCAGUGCAAGGUCUACGAUUCCAUGCUCGCUCUUCCUCAAGACCUGCAGGCAGCCCGUGCUCUGGUUGUGAUCUCCAUCUUGGUCACCCUAAUGGGACUCCUGCUUGCCAUCGCAGGCGGAAAGUGCACCAACUGCAUUGAAGAGGAGACUGCAAAGAGUAAGGUGGCCAUUGCUGCGGGGGUGGUGUUCAUUGUUGGUGGCAUCCUGUGCUUCAUCCCUGUAUCCUGGUCUGCUAAUGAGGUCAUCAGGAACUUCUACAACCCAAUCAUGUCUGACGGACAGAGGAGAGAGCUUGGAGCAUCGCUAGACAGUAUGGCAUCUGCAGGACUUCAGAUCUUGGGCAUCAUUUUGGCAGUGAUUGGCUUUUCUGGGGACAUAAUUACCUGUGCUUUGCCAUUGUGGAAGGUGUCUGCUUUCAUUGGAAACAACAUCGUGACAGCACAAGUUUUCUGGGAGGGCCUCUGGAUGAACUGUGUAAUGCAGAGCACUGGCCAGAUGCAGUGCAAGGUCUACGAUUCCAUGCUCGCUCUUCCUCAAGACCUGCAGGCAGCCCGUGCUCUGGUUGUGAUCUCCAUCUUGGUCACCCUAAUGGGACUCCUGCUUGCCAUCGCAGGCGGAAAGUGCACCAACUGCAUUGAAGAGGAGACUGCAAAGAGUAAGGUGGCCAUUGCUGCGGGGGUGGUGUUCAUUGUUGGUGGCAUCCUGUGCUUCAUCCCUGUAUCCUGGUCUGCUAAUGAGGUCAUCAGGAACUUCUACAACCCAAUCAUGUCUGACGGACAGAGGAGAGAGCUUGGAGCAUCGCUGUUCAUUGGCUGGGCUUCAUCUGGACUCCUGAUCAUUGGAGGUGCACUCCUUUGUUGUCAGUGCAAGCAGCCUAAAGAUGGUGGAUACUCUGUCAAAUACUCUGCUCCACGCUCUGCAACAGGUGGUGGAGCAUAUGUUUAAAUGUCUGCAAGAGGUUGGAACGGCUGUAGACUGUCACCCUCAAGAGAAAUGGACUAGGCUGUUUUUAUGGACUAAAUAUUUAGGUGCUUUUACUUUUUGAUUUUAAUAAAACUCUUUUCACUAACUUG